Messenger RNA from Bathycoccus prasinos, 1719 nucleotides. RefSeq names its product 17 beta-hydroxysteroid dehydrogenase type 3, HSD17B3 (ISS). The transcript has a single exon. Bases 1 to 1719 code for a protein of 572 amino acids. The record is from RefSeq and is a predicted model, not a curated record. NCBI's taxonomy places the organism in Eukaryota, Viridiplantae, Chlorophyta, Mamiellophyceae, Mamiellales, Bathycoccaceae.
AUGAAUAAAAAAAAGAAUAUUAUGUUUAAGAAGAAGAACACCCAAUCCCCGAUCGCUGCGACGCUCGCGUGCGGAUUAUUAAUCGCAGCCGGGUCGUCCCCGCUCGCGAUGGUCCACGGCGCGUCGUCGUACGAAACGUACAAGGCGUCGGAUUUUCCUUCGAUUGCGCACACGAAUUCAGUGGGGAAAGCGGUGAGUGCACAUCCGUUACACACGCCGUUAGGUAUUCGCGGGUUUAAUCCGUUCUUAGAAAAGAGCGAAAUCAUCAACGACGCGAGUUUGGAAGGAACGGACUGCGUGGGGAGACCGACGCAUGCUACUUGUGCAGAUUACCCCGCCAUCGCUUCUGGUUUGACCAUGGGUCACUACGAUAAGGACGGUUCUGUCGUCUUCUACGGCAUAUCGGACAGAGGACCGAACCAAGACUGUGGGGACCUCUCGGACGCGCACCUGGAGACUGGCGCGGUGAAAACGGCUUUAGUUGGCAGCUCUCCUGCACCUGCGGAUGGUUUAGGAUCGGGAAAAGGCUUCCCAGUUCCAAAGUUCGCGCCGACCAUCGCGACGCUGACGUUGAGUGGAGACAGGGCGAACGUCGUGAACACGUGCUAUCUCAAGAGGACAGAUUUGUCCCCAAUCACCGGCGUUUCGACAAACGUCGCCGACGACGCCCCGCGGGACGCCUGGUGUCAAACAACGCUCGCAUACGAUGAAGGAGGACAGGAUGCGGAAGAUUUGCAAGCGAUUCCGGGUACGAAUCCACCUCUCGGUGUCAUUGUUGACGAAUACAACCCUUCCGUAUCUAUCGUCAACAUCGACUGGGAAUCUCCAUCCUGCGGAGUUAUUCUGGCGAGAUACGUUCCGGAAGACACGGUGACCACUUCGGAAGGCGCUGGCUAUCCGAUUAAGAAAAUUCUACCGAAAUCAUGGAGCCAACGAAGAAAGAACCGUGGCCUCGAGAACGUCGCCGUUUCUCCAGACGGGAAAACAGUCAUCGCUAUCAUGCAGUCUGCAAUGGAUGUCAAGGACGCCACUUACUUCAACGAAACAGCCGCUUUCGAUACGAGAGACGCCGAGUUUGUAGUCGCCGCCGUGUUGAAUAUCACCGAUCCCGUCGACGCGAAACUCGUCUCUCAAAAAUAUUACCCAAUCGACACGGACUGGCAAGCUGCUAGUGGGCUCGAUAAAGUGAAAAUGUCCGCCGCGUGGUGGAUGACCACCGACUACGGGGUUGGCGAGAACAAGGAAGUUCUCAUAAUGUUGGAAAGAGACACCAGCGUUCGUCUUUACAUGACGGACUUCGAAGCUGCAACACCAGUCGAUGAAGCCGUGUGGCCCGCUGCAUUUUUGCACACGCUCACGACCAAAGCCGCCGUCACGGAGAGAACUGGCAUCCAAUUCGCGAAAAAGCAACUCAUUCUCGAUACCGCGACGCUCGAAGGCUACGGCGAUAUGACCGGCGCGACGACCAAAGUCGAAGGAUUCGCGGUCGUGAACGAUUGCGCAAUCGUCAUGGCAAACGACAACGAUUUCGGUCUCGAAGGAAAUACCGCCACAUCUCUCGUCGUCGCGCAACUCGGCAAGUGUCUCAAGGCAAUCGCCGAAGACAUGGGGUACACGUACACUCCGCCGGUACCCACGGUCUCGCCGGCGUCUUCGCUCAAGUCGUCUCUCGUCGGCGUCGCGACUGCGUUUGCCGUCGUUUUUGCUGCCUUGUUGUAA